Danaus chrysippus (African queen) is the source of this 1257-nucleotide messenger RNA. NCBI's taxonomy places the organism in Eukaryota, Metazoa, Arthropoda, Insecta, Lepidoptera, Nymphalidae. The record is from the annotation of a GenBank genome assembly.
AUGGCUGCUGAAAUAAAGCCUGCUCCAAGAACACCUAAUGAUAGGUUUUCUACUACGAAAAAACCAGCUCUAUUAAGCAAAUUGGAAGGAUGUACUGACGAUGUUAAUGCUGCAGUUGUGAUUCCUGGAGAAGAUGGAGUUAUAAGUGUUUGUGAUGAUAAGACAGUUAGAGUGUGGCUUAAGAGGGACUCAGGUCAGUAUUGGCCUAGCAUUUGUCAAUACAUGCCGUCAGGAUGUACAUCUAUGUUCUACACUCCUGAAACUCGUCAAUUAUUUAUUGGACAAGAAAACGGCACUAUAUCAGAAUUUACAUUAGCAUCGGAUUGCAAUAGGAUAAAUCCUACUCGUGAAUAUCUAGCUCAUACAGCACGAGUCACAGCAGUGGUGUUCUCGUUGAGCUGUGAAUGGGUUCUGUCUGUGAGUCGGGACAAAAUGUUCUCGUAUCACUGCAGCGAGACCGGCCGAAGGAUCGGUGGUUACUCAUUUGAAGCUUGGUGUACAGCUUUACAGUUUGAUUCUCAAUCGAAAUACGCGUUCGUCGGCGAUUACAGCGGCCAAAUAACAAUGUUGAAAUUAGAUAACAACGGCGCUACAUUAGUCACCACACUCAAAGGGCACACCGGUUCCGUUCGCGUUUUGAACUGGGCCCCCCUACCACAAUUGCUGUUCAGCGGUUCUUUCGAUCAGACCAUCAUAGUAUGGGACAUCGGAGGUCAGAAAGGAACGGCCUACGAGCUUCAAGGUCACAGUAACAAAGUGACGGGUCUAUGGUAUGUGGGCGGUUGUCAGCGCCUGGUAUCAUGUGGAGAGGAUGGAGCGCUAGGAGUGUGGGAAAUGUCCGUCCAGCGUAGAGAGACCCCCGCCUGGCUUGAUUCGGACCUCUGCCAGCUGUGUCGAGCGCCGUUCAUAUGGAAUGUUCGAGCUAUGAUGGAGAAAAAACAACUUGGUUUGAGGCAGCACCAUUGUCGCUGGUGCGGCGCGGCCGUGUGUGGGUCGUGCUCCCCCCACCGCCUGCCGCUGCCGGUCAUGGGGUUCGAGUUCCCGCAGCGAGUCUGCACCGCCUGCUACGACACGCUGCGGCAUGAACCUCGCGAGUCGCUCGCGUCAUUCCAUGAUAUGAAGCACGCGGUGACAUCCCUGUUCGUGGAUGAGGCGACCUCUCUAAUGUGUACCGCGGGGAAAGACAGGGUCCUAAAGGUGUGGGAUAUAAGCGUCCUGCUCGCUCCAACGCCGAAGGCCGGCACCAGUGAUCAAUAA